Messenger RNA from Spea bombifrons (plains spadefoot toad), 4267 nucleotides. RefSeq names its product integrin subunit alpha 3 (gene ITGA3). Gene Ontology annotation, molecular function: integrin binding. The record is from RefSeq and is a predicted model, not a curated record. The transcript is spliced from 26 exons. Gene Ontology annotation, cellular component: external side of plasma membrane; integrin complex. Gene Ontology annotation, biological process: cell adhesion mediated by integrin; cell-matrix adhesion; cell-cell adhesion. Lineage: Eukaryota; Metazoa; Chordata; Amphibia; Anura; Pelobatidae. The coding region runs from base 97 to 3198 and encodes 1033 amino acids.
CAGUGGGGAGAGGAGGCAGGGGCAGGAGCGCGAUCAGCACCAGGGACAGAACCAGCACCGGGCGUGAUCAGGACCCACGCGGGGGCACGGAGCGCCAUGGCCACGGUCACCGUCCUCUUACUUCUCGGGAUGUGUCUGUCUGGAGCCGCCUUUAACGUGGACACCCGGUUCCCGGUGAUCAAGGAAGCGGGGAUCCCCGGGGGCAUGUUCGGCUUCUCGGUGUCACUGCACCGGCAGAAUGAAGGGGAGCAGCGGUACCUGCUGCUCUCGGGAGCCCCGCAGGACGCCGCUCCGCCAAACGUAAAUGCAAACAGGACGGGGGCGCUGUACGCCUGUCCCAUUACCACUUCCACCUCGGACUGCUUCAGGGUCUCCAUCGACCAGGAAAGUGAUCCUCAGAAAAACAUCAUCGAGAACAUGUGGCUGGGGGUGACGGUGGAGUCGCAGCGAGACGGGGGCCGCGUGCUGGUAUGCGCCCAUCGGUACACCGCCGUGCAGUGGUCCGGCAACGAGGACCAGCGUAGGAUGAUCGGGAAAUGCUACGUACGAGGAAACAACUUAGAAUUCAACGACGAGGAUGACUGGCAGACGUAUCACAACGAGCUGUGUAAUUCCAACACCGACCACGAGCGCACGGGCAUGUGCCAGCUGGGCAUCAGCGGGGGCUUCACCAAGAACAUGCUGUACUUUGGAGCUCCGGGGGCAUAUACCUGGCAGGGCACCGAUUACAUCCUACAAAGAGACACAAACUGGGACAUGAAGGAAAUCUCGUACCCCAGCAAUAAGCAGCACAAUAUUUAUUUGGGAUACACAUCGCAGGUCGGCACCGGGGUGCUGCACAAGGACCAGGUCACGGUGGUAUCCGGGGCUCCUCGCUGGGAACACAAGGGGGCAGUGUUCCUGCUGGACGUGCAGGGGGACACUAUGGAGGUCAGGACUGUCCUGACUGGGCAGCAAGUGGGGUCCUACUUUGGCGGUGCCAUCGCUCUUGUCGACAUUAACAAUGAUGGUUUGCAGGACGUCGUCGUAGGAGCCCCCUAUUACUUUGACCGCAAGGAGGAGGUGGGGGGAGCAGUCUACAUUUAUGCCAACGAGGCAGGGUAUUUCAAAGACGAGCCAUCGCUGGUACUUCGAGGUCCUAGCGCUUCUGGCUUUGGAUUCGCUUUGGCAAACAUCGGCGACAUCAAUCAGGAUGGAUUCACAGACAUGGCGGUCGGUGCCCCAUUUGAAGAUAUGGGCAAAGUGUAUAUCUACCUCAGCAAAGCCAAUGGCUUACAGGUCAAACCCUACCAGGUGAUUGAUGGUUCCACGGUAGGAGGCAUCUCUACAUUUGGAUACUCUCUGAGCGGAGGGCUUGAUGUGGAUGAAAACUCCUACCCCGACCUGCUUGUGGGCAGUUUGACAGACCGUAUUGCCCUUCUGAGAUCACGUCCGGUUAUUAAUAUUUCAAAGAAUUUCACAGUGACGCCAUCUAUAGUGGACCCCAAUGAUUGUUCAUCGACAUCUUGCAUGGAAGUCCACCUGUGCUUUUCAUACAUGCUGAGCACCGGAAACCCCAACUACAAAAGGAACAUCACUCUAGAAUACACCCUGGAGGCAGAUUACGACAGGCGCCCAUUCCGCGUGCGGUUCCCGAGCUCUUCCAGUAACGUAUACAGAGGCUUCUUCUCCAUGCCGGAGAUGAAGUGUGAAACUGUCAAGCUCCUCUUACUGGAUAAUAUUCGGGACAAGCUGCACCCCAUCCACCUCGCCCUCAAUUAUUCCAUUCUGGAGCGUGAGCAAAGGUCUCGUUCAGCUGUGCGCUCGCUCGAUAACUAUCCUGUUCUCAACUCAGACCAGAGUACAAAUCAAGUGUUGGAGAUACACAUUAAGAAGGAGUGCGGCACGGACAAUGUGUGUAGAAGCAACUUACAAAUGCAGUAUGAAUACUUGGGAGAAAACCAGGAGGCGCUUCCAAGGACGAACGGGUCUCAGGUUCUUUACUAUGACCCUAAUGUGAAGAGGCUACUCCUGAAAGUGACAGUGACGAACCUACCAAGCUCCGCUUUGGCAGCAGACGAUGCCCAUGAAGCAUUUCUGAAUAUUACCGUUCCUCCGGAACUCACCUUCUCUUCUGUUCAAGCGAGUAGAACCUGUGAUUUUAAGGACACCAUCCUCUGCGAGCUUGGGAACCCUUUUAAGAGGGGUCAGACGGCAGAAAUCGUCGUCACAUUUGAAGCAUCUAGAAUAACUCUGCAGACGAGAGAAGUCAUGGCGGGCCUACAGCUGUCCACGUUAAGUAAGCAGACAGACCUUGAUCCACAAUAUGCCGACCUCCUAAUAGAUUACACUCUGCAGACCUCAUUCUCUGUAAAGCCUCCCCAGUUGCAGACCUACUUCAGUGGUCAGGUCAUGGGAGAGUCUGCCAUGAAGACGGUCAAAGAUGUCGGAAGCCCCGUUGAGUUCACUUUUAUGGUGAGGAAUUACAGAGAACCCCUGGAAUCACUGGGAACGCUAAUUUUAGACGUGGCAUGGCCAUAUGAAGUUAGCAACGGCAAGUGGCUGCUUUACCCGACUGAGGUGCUGGUGAAAACGGGGGAAGUAAAACCAUGUCACCCUCCUGGCGACGUUAUCAACCCUUUAAACCUCACACUAUCUGAAACCCCAAAAUCUGAUGGAAAGAGAAGAAGAAGAAGAGAUAUUGGAGAGUUUCCGGAAGUUAAGAGUUUGGCGUCUACCAAGAGAGAAAGAGCCAUGAUAACACUUAAAUGUUCAGGAGGCGCAAACUGUGUUCGGUUUUCCUGUCCUCUGACCGGCAUGCAGUCAUCUGCCAACAUCACGGUGCGAGCGAGGGUUUGGAAUAGCACGUUUUUGGAGGACUACAGACACGUGGACCGUGUUUGGGUGGAAGGAGCAGCUGAACUUCGUCUGCAAACAGACAUUCCUUCUAUAAAGAUGCAGAGCCAAUAUGUCUCAUUCUCAGUGUCCAUAGACUCGGAACUUGUGGAGCCUCCACCCGCAGAGCUCCCACUUUGGUUGAUAAUCGUCUCGGUGGUAUCGGGAAUUGUUCUCCUGGGAAUCAUUAUCCUGCUUCUUUGGAAGUGUGGAUUCUUCCGGAGGGCCAACACCCGCACCAUGUACGAGGUCAGAGGUCAGAAGGCCGAAAUGAAGGUUCAACCAUCGGAGACAGAGACCGAGCGCUUAUACAAGGAGCAAUGAGCAUGACCUCUGACCCCUAACCCCAGCCCCCUUCCCUCGGGUUGGAUUCUUUUACCGUGUUGGAUAUUACCACCUGACGCCGACUCACUACGCCGUAUGUGUUCGUCUGGAAGAGAGGCAGAAUCUCUGUAGCACGCUUCCUCACAACCAGAGGCAUUGGGUCACCACCUGGAGCGAGACAGCAAGAUACUACUGAGGGAACCACCACUUUAUAUGAUCAACCCACCAUUGGCUGCAUCGCCCCCACGAGACUCGACUUUAGGGUGGGGUAGAAUUUAUUGGGAUAGCCGGAUGUUGGGAUCGUAAUAAUCCACAAUGGAAGGGGCAGAAUGUCUUCUAACACUGGAACUGUGAGGAACUGAAAUUAUUUUGGUACUGGAAUUUUCGGUACAAAUUACUUUUGAUACUGGACAGGGAGGGGUAUAAAUAUUGUUUAUUCUGUAACUGGGGGGGCUUAUCCGUCAGACACUGGAUGUACAAUGUCUGGACACAUUGAAAGGGGAAUAAUUGCCUUAUAACACUGGAAGAGACAUUAUCCUGACACACUGGAAAGGGAACAAUAAUCACUGGAGGGGAAGUAUAAUCUGGAACACUGGAAGGUAUUAUCUUGUGGAUCUGGAACUGAUACAUUGUAUUUGGCCACUGGCGAAGAACUUCGUUUUCAUGUGAAAACAAGAUAUGCAUUACCCGGGACGCAUCAAGUGUAUCUUGUUACACUGGAGUAGACACAUAACCCAGGGACACAUCAUGUGACAUCACGUGCCACUGGAAAGAAAAACAUGAUGUCACUGGAACUAAAUCAUGGUCUAACACUGGAGGGUGCAGUUUAGUCCGUAGCACUGGAAGAGACAAAUUAUGCUGUAACGCUGAAUUGUCCUGUUGCCGAAGGAAAGAACAUGAAAUCCAAAAUGUAUUUUUGUGAGGCAGAGCUCAGAAGAUCGUUUAUACGUUUUUCUCUUACUGUAUGUCUUAACGCUACAAAGUAUAUUUAAUGAUGAUGACACUCCUAGCCCAAGCUUGUGUAAAUAAAAUUGGAUCCUGGAAUAAAAAAAGUGUGUUAACGUCAAAA